GGAGGAGGAGGAGACACUGAGGCGGUGAACGCGCAGUGCCACUACACUUUGUUCCAGGAUUGAUUUUAUGAUUAUUAUUGUCUUCACAGUGUGUGUGAUAGUGCGUUGUGUCGCCGCAGAGAGGAGCAGAGUGUGAGGGGAGCGCAGAGGAGAACGGUCGCUUCGGCGGAUGGGGAGCGCGCACGGUUCUCUCCCAUCCGCGCGUCUCUGCGUCUCCGUCUCACUGAAGCCACAGCCCCGCGCUGCUCCCCGAUAUUUCACCGAGUCGUUGUUACAUAAACCGUCGUCUUUGGCUCCAUUCAGCUAAACCCAGGAGAGCGACAGACCGCGUCCUGUCUGCCGCAGGAGCGGCAGCGGGCGACGACGCGGCGGCGGCGGCGCAAACCCCAGGCUGUGUUCCUUCUUAUUUGCCGUCUUGGAGCAAAGGGACCAGGAGGAGGACGCGCAGAGGGUGGAAACCCGAAUCCAGCGGUGAUGAGAACUCACCCCGAGUGGAUUUCACUCGUCAGCUGCCAGAAGCAUCUGGAAAGGAUAACACAAGGAUUCUGUCCCCCUCCAGAGGAUCAUUCACGUCUCAGAUAUUUUCAGGCUUUUUACUUCUGCGGCUGCUGAGUGGAGCAGUGUUUUAAUGUGAAAUUACUUCAACCACAUUCACAAUAAAAGCCCCUGCCUCUCCUGAGUGUCACAGCUGGGCUUCAUCACCACAUUUGUCUCCUGGCACCACAUGUUUGGAUAACUUAUGCACGCCAUAGUCGAAUAAACGGGACAAUUAUCAUCUCCAAGGUUUCCUGUCAGCCAUGCAGUGAAGAUGUGUGCAGCCAGGUUCAGUGGCUGCCUCAAUGGCUGUGCUGAGGAGGCCACGGGGGCCGCCGGUCUGGUCAUGGCCUCCAGGAUGCUGGACUGGACAGAGGCAGGUCCACGCAUCCUCCACAGCCUGGAGAUGGGCACGGUGAUGACCAUCUUCUACCAGAAGAAGUCCCAGCGGCCUGAGAGGAGAACAUUCCAGAUCAAGCAGGACACACGACAGACGGCGUGGAGUCGAAACCCAGACAAAGUUGAAGGAGAGAUUGACAUACGAGAGAUCCGGGAGCUGCGGCUGGGGAAGGGCUCCCGAGAUUUUGAGCGCUACCCGGAGGAGGCUCGUAAACUGGACUCCGCCCACUGCUUCAUCGUGCUCUAUGGCCUGGAGUUUCGCCUCAGGACGCUCAGUGUGGCCGCCUUCAGUGAAGAGGAGGUCAACAUGUGGGUCACUGGUCUCAACUGGCUGAUGGCCGACACUCAGAGAGCUCCAGCACCGCUGCAGAUAGACAGGUGGUUGAGGAAACAGUUUGACAUCAUGGACCGGAACCAUGAGGGCAGCGUCACAGUGAAGGAAGUGAAAGCUCUGCUGCCUCAGGUCAACUACAGAGUCCCCAACAUGCGUUUUCUCAAAGACAAGUUGCAGGAAGUGGAGGCCAGGAGUGAUCUGUCCUUCCCCAACUUUGCACAGCUCUACAGAACACUGAUGUUUGACGCGCAGAAGAGCAUUAUUGAGCAGCUGGAGCUCUCCUUCCCUCUGCGGAACGUUGACAGACCAGAGCUUUGUCAGAUCUCGCUCUACGACUUCCAGAAGUUCCUACAGAUGGACCAGAAGGAGUCCUGGGCAUCAGACCUGAGUCGUGUCAGAGAGUUUCUCAUGGGUUACAUAAGAGGGGGCGCACAGCCUGAGCCCAUGCUGCAACUGGACGAGUUCCUGACCUUUCUGUUCUCUAAAGAGAAUUCUGUGUGCGACCCUCGGCUUUCGCCUGUCGUCCACGACGACAUGAAAAGACCUCUGUCUCAGUACUGGAUCUCCUCUUCACACAACACCUACUUGACCGGUGAUCAGUUUUCCAGUGAAUCGUCUCUAGAAGCCUACGCUCGCUGUCUGAGGAUGGGCUGCCGCUGUAUUGAACUGGACUGCUGGGAUGGACCGGAUGACCUGCCAAUCAUCUACCACGGCCACACACUUACCUCCAAAAUCAAAUUCCUGGAUGUGCUGCACACGAUCAAAGAACACGCCUUUGUCACAUCCGAGUAUCCCGUGAUUCUGUCCAUCGAGGACCACUGCAGCGUCGUCCAGCAGAGGAACAUGGCCACACACUUUAAGAAGGUGUUUGGAGAUCUGCUGCUCACCAAGCCGGUCGACAACAACGCCGAGGAGCUUCCGUCGCCGUACCAGCUCCGCAGGAAGAUCCUCAUCAAGCACAAAAAGCUGGUGGAAGGAACGCUCUACGAGGAGGUGACGUCAGCCAGUUACUCUGAGAACGACAUCAGCAACUCACUGAAGAACGGCAUCCUUUACCUCGAAGACCCCAUCGACCAUACAUGGACUCCGCAUUAUUUCGUCCUGACCACGAAUAAGAUCUACUACUCAGAGGAGACGUCUCAUUACCAGACAACUGAUGAAGAGGAGGACGACGAGGGAAAAGAGGAGUGCAACAACAACGAGCAGCACUGCGCCGAGCGCUGGUUCCACGGGAAGCUCGGCGGAGGUCGAGACGGCCGACAGGUGGCCGAGAAGCUGCUGCAGGAAUAUUGUGAGGGCGGGGCCAAAGACGGCACCUUCCUGGUUCGGGAGAGCGAGACGUUUGUCGGCGACUACACCCUCUCCUUCUGGCGCUCGGGACGCGUUCAACACUGCAGGAUCCAUUCACGCCAAGAGUCCGGCUCCACCCGCUUCUACCUGACUGACAACCUGGUGUUCGACAGCCUCUACCGCCUCAUCUGCCACUACAGAGACACGCCGCUGCGCUGCAACGAGUUUGAGAUGAGGCUGGGAAACCCGGUGCCUCAGCCCAACGCACACGAGAGCAGAGAGUGGUAUCACUCCAGUCUGUCCCGGGUUCAGGCAGAACACAUGCUGAUGCGGGUUCCCAGAGACGGAGCUUUUCUGGUGCGAAAACGAAGUGAGCACAACUCGUACGCCAUCUCCUUCAGGGCGGAGGGUAAGAUCAAACACUGCCGUAUCCAGCAGGAGGGUCGUCUCUUCAUGCUCGGCAGCUCGGCAGAGUUUGAGAGUCUGGUGGAUCUGGUGAGCUACUACGAGAAACAUCCUCUUUACCGCAAGAUGAGGCUGCGCUACCCGAUCAACGAGGACACACUGGACCGCAUGGGCACCACGGAGCUCGACUAUGGAGCUCUGUAUGAAGUCCGAACUCCUCAUUUCUACGUGGAGGCCAAUAAGAUGCCCACAGCACGGUGUACGGUCAAAGCUCUGUACGAUUAUCGGGCUCAGAGGGAAGACGAGCUCUGUUUCCCCAAACAGGCUCUGAUCCUCAACGUGGACAAGCAGGAGGGAGGCUGGUGGCGGGGAGAUUAUGGCGGGAAGAAGCAGCUGUGGUUCCCUGCAAACUACGUGGAGGUGGUUCCCAGUUCUCCCACCAGAGAACUGGACGAAGUGUCCACAGAGAACAGCCCUCUGGGUAAUUUCCUCAAGGGUUUCAUCGAUGUACCUACCUGCCACGUGGUGGUCCACAAAGACGGUAAAAACUCCAGGCCCUUUGUUUUCACCAUCCACUCGCAGCACCUCUCCUCUCACCCGGUGCAGAUGCUGGACGUCGCGGCGGACACUCAGGAGGAUCUGAACACCUGGGUCAGCAAGAUCAGGGAGGCCACACACAACGCAGACGCACGGAUGCAGGAGGAGAAACAGAUGGAGAGGAGGAAAAAGAUCGCGGUGGAGUUGUCCGAGCUGGUGGUUUACUGCAGACCCGUCCCCUUCAACGAAGACAAGAUUGGGACGGAGCGGGCGUGUUACCGGGACAUGUCGUCCUUCCCGGAGACGAAGGCGGAGAAGUUUGCGACGCGCAGCAGAGGGAAGCGCUUCCUGCAGUACAACCGCCGCCAGCUCUCCAGAGUUUACCCCCGAGGACAGAGACUGGACUCGUCUAACUACGACCCGCUGCCCAUGUGGAUCUGUGGCUCCCAGCUGGUCGCACUCAACUUUCAGACCCCAGACAAACCCAUGCAGCUGAACCAGGCCUUGUUCAUGCUCGGAGGAGGCAGCGGUUACGUCCCCCAGCCCGACAUCAUGAGGGAGGACGCCUUCGACCCUUUCGACAAGGACACUCUGCGCGUGGAGCCGAUUACAAUCCAGCUACAGGUGCUCGGUGCUCGUCAUCUGCCUAAAAACGGCCGCAGCAUCGUCUGUCCCUUCGUGGAGGUGGAGAUCUGCGGCGCUGAUUACGACAGCUGCAAGUGCAAGACUGACGUCGUGGCUGAUAACGGCCUUAAUCCCGUGUGGGUGCAGAAGCAGUUUGUGUUCGACAUCCAUAAUCCCACCUUCUCCUUCCUGCGCUUCACCGUCUACGAGGAGGACAUGUUCAGUGACCCCAACUUCCUGGCUCAGGCCACCUAUCCUGUCCGUCUGCUCCGAACAGGCUACAGGAGCGUCCCUCUGAGGAACAGCUACAGCGAGGAGAUGGAGCUGUCGUCGCUGCUCGUCCACAUCGAGAUUGUCAACGCAAAGGAGGAAGAUGACGAGAACCUGUACACGUCCAUCCAGCUGCUGCGGGAUCGAACCAGCGAGCUGUCGACGCAGGUGUCGCUGCUGGAGAGGUCGGGCUCAGCCGACCUCAGCUACCAGCAGAGUGUGGAGGAGCUGAGAGCGGCUCAGGACCAGCUGAGUGAACUGGUGGAGGCUCGAAACCGCAGGCUGGUGGAGAAGAAGCGGCGGGAGAAGCUGAGGCAGCAGGUGGCAGCAAAGCGCAGUUAAUCCUCCCCACCACCGGAGAGCGAUAAACUCCAAAAAAAAAUCAAAACAAGUCAAAAGGUGCCUGGAAAUGAGUUGCUGUCAUCAGUGAUGACCUAAAGAUAAAAAACAAAAACAGAAGAGAAAUCCACCGAUGACUGAGAGGAGGAAGAAGAACACGAUCCUUUUACAAUGAAACAGGAAGUGACAAAGAACAACAAAGACGAAGUAGAAAGUUAAUUGUUACAUUAUUUAAUUUCAUUUGCCAAAAAAACCUGAUACCCUAUUUAUGAUUUAAUUGUUUAAAGGGGAAAAAAAUCUUAAUGUUCCCUUAAUGUUCCCUUAAUGCUACAAUGAAAAAUUGGGGGAAAUAAGGAAAUCAGGGAAGUGUGAAUGCAGCGUCGAGUAGAGCUGCAUGAAAUCGUAAAAGACUUAUAUUAGUUUGUCCAAUAUUGCAACUUAAAUAUGCUUUCCAGUUGUUAGUAAUUAUAAUUUUGAAUCUCACUGAUCAUUUUCACACAAAAAAUAAUCAUAAUUGUGAUAAUUUGACGUUUCACAGAAGCACUUUUAGCCUUAGACUUGGCCCAAAGUUAGAAUUCGUUAGAAUUCAGAUUUUUAAAAUACAUAAGCCAGAAUUUCAGUGUCUUUCCAUUCGGAUAUUUUUGCAGUUUUUUUUGAUUAAUUGUGCAGUACACUAAUCUACAAUACACUGAAGAAAGAACAGGUUUGUUUUUAGCUGUUAGGAAGUUAGGAAAACACAGAGUUGCAUUGAUGGCACGCGGUGCUACAGAGCUGAAAUAAAAACUGUACAAUGAGCUUGUCCUGUGUUCAGACUCCAGUAAGACAAAAAAAACAACUACCCGGCAGGAUAAAAGGGAGAAGAAAACUCAGGUUAAAAGAAGAAAAUACAAAAAAACUUUGAUUCCUGAAAGGAAAACGGGAGCAGAGGGCAUGCGUAGCAAAAAAUAAAUAAAAAGAAAUAUCAUGUAUGUGCCUUUAAUGUUGCAGUUUGUAGAACUAUAGUUCCUUUACUGUUUCAGGAAGCAGAAGACUGAAAACUACUUUAUAAACAAAAGGAAGAAGAAGAAGAAGAGGAGAAUCUACUCUUCUAGCUCUGACUACUACUCAUGAAAUGGGUUUGAAGGGAUUCAAAGACGUUGACACAAUCAGGGCCGAGGUCUUGUUCAGGCGCCGGUCACAAACUGGACCGUAAAGUUUGUCCCCACGCCGUGCUGUGAAGGUCUUUUCAUAACUUCUCUUUAAAGGGCUUUAAACUCAUGAACGCUACCUUCAAAGAGGCACCAGAGCAGGAGGAGGAGGAGUCUCCUGGAUUUCACUUUAAAUGAAGGACUGAGGUGUUUUCACUUUGACUGGACACAAAACAAAGGGCUAUCACAGAAAAACUAGUCAAGCACUACCUUUCCCCCCCACACACACCUCUAUUUUGGUGCUUUUCCACAGUUCCAGCACGACUCAGUACGGCACAGAUGUACUGAAUCUUUAGAAUCAAUUUGAAACGUUCAGUAUUUCCUGCAUGAGUGGAGCAACAGUCACUGAGCUGAAAUACCACUGAACGUGGCCGACUUUCAGCAGUGCUGUCGCUAAAUACACCAGACUUUACGAGAUUUUUUUUGUGGUCCAUGUUUUUUUUCCAGGGUUUUUUUCGGGGCCUGUUUUUACGAGAUUUUUUUUUCAGGGCCUGUUUUUACAAGAUUUUUUUUGGAGGGUCUGUUUUUUACAAGAUUUCUGCAUUUAUGAGUUUUUUUUCCCAGGGUUUGUUUGUAACUGGCAGUCUGUUGGUGCCCUAAAAAAGUAGCAGGUACUAUCCUUAAUGGAAACGCAAAAAAAACCCAGUAGAGCAAAGCCGUGCCGAGCUGAGUCUUGCUGGAACUGUGUAGUGGAAAAGCUAAUAUUUCACACCUCACAUCUGAACUGCGCGACCGGGACCAGCUCCUCAUUGUCUGACAGCCGGCUCUGGAUCUAGAUCUGGAUCUUGAUUGAUUGAUUGAUGACUGCAUGGCUUCAUCUCUAAAUCAUUAGCGACUUCUCAUUUUCUCUUUUUGUAUAUAAUUACUUUUAUUUAUCAUGCAGCAGGUGCAGAUCCUGUUGUAACAGAAGAAAAUAUGACUGAAAAAAUCUUUAUGUAUAUUAAUAAAUAUUGUUUACUUGGAGCUUCCCCUUUAAAAGUCCUCUCGCUCUCUCCUCGCACCAGGUGUACGGACUUCUAUGCAAACGUCCUCCUCUUUGUCCGACAGCCAUUUGACUCAAGUUGUGUUUUUUUUUUUUUAUUCUCUCUCUCUGUAUCUAUGCUAUAACUGUCCAGUAUUAUUACUCUGGGUUACAAAUCCUGUGCAAGUUUUCAUAUAAUAAAACUCUUGGACGUA
Solea senegalensis (Senegalese sole) is the source of this 7095-nucleotide messenger RNA. RefSeq names its product 1-phosphatidylinositol 4,5-bisphosphate phosphodiesterase gamma-1-like. Gene Ontology annotation, biological process: phosphatidylinositol-mediated signaling; phospholipid catabolic process; positive regulation of epithelial cell migration. The record is from RefSeq and is a predicted model, not a curated record. Lineage: Eukaryota; Metazoa; Chordata; Actinopteri; Pleuronectiformes; Soleidae. The transcript has 32 exons. The coding region runs from base 809 to 4735 and encodes 1308 amino acids. Gene Ontology annotation, molecular function: phosphatidylinositol-4,5-bisphosphate phospholipase C activity; calcium ion binding; protein binding.